AUGAGUCGCCUUGUCGUCAGCACUUUGGCUUUCCUCGCUUGCACAACAGCAGCCACCCAACUACAGGGUAGAUACAAACGAGCUCUGAACAGUCUCGAUGGAGGAUUCGGCUUUGACAAGAGAGCGCUGAACAGCUUGGACGAUGGCUUCGGCUUCAAGAAAAGAGCAUUGAACUCUUUGGAUGAUGGAUUUGGAUUCAAGAAGAGAGCGCUGGGAAGCAUUGAAGGAGGAGGAUUCGGCUUUGACAAGAGAGCUCUCGGCAGCGUUGAGGGUGGAGGAUUCGGCUUCGACAAGAGAGCUUUGGGCAGUAUUGAAGGAGAUGGUUUCGGUUUUGACAAGAGAGCCCUGAACAGCCUCGAUGGAGGUUUUGGAUUUGAUAAGAGGGCACUUGGAAGCAUUGAAGGGGAUGGAUUUGGAUUUGAUAAGAGGGCGUUGAACUCGUUGGACGACGGCUUCGGAUUCGACAAACGCUCAAGAUUGCACAGAAUCUUUGGAUUUGGAGCCAGAGCGGGAGCCCUCGCCGGAUAUCAUCCAAGGCAU
Mesorhabditis belari is the source of this 540-nucleotide messenger RNA. The record is from the annotation of a GenBank genome assembly. Lineage: Eukaryota; Metazoa; Nematoda; Chromadorea; Rhabditida; Rhabditidae.